AUGAAGGUUACUCUAGUGUUGACUGUGGCCGUUCUGGCAAUCGCUUUGGCUCGGCCAAGCGAUUCACGUUGGCGGAGGCGCGGCGGCUGGCGACACAAGGGCCAUGGGCAUCACGGCUGGCACAAGAAACCUCACAAACACGGAGGACGGUUCGGUUGGGACUCUAGCGAUGAAUGGGAGCACAGGAAACAUCGCACUACCACCCUCGCCACCACCACCACGACGACUGAAUUACCUAUCAUCACAGAAUCAACUACGACUUGGCCAGCGGAUACAACUCCUGAACCAACUACAGUAGAAGAAGUAUCAGUAGAUGAAUCAACAACCACAUGGCCAACGGAUACGUCUCCUGAACCAUCUAUAGAAGAACAGUCGACGACUUAUGGGACUGAACAAUUUCCUGAACAGAGCCCAGAACCAUCUGAAGGCACCGGACAAGUACCUGAACCAAGCCCAGAGCCAUCUGAAGGCGCUGGAGAACCUGACCAAGAUCCAUCUGAAGGCACUGGUCAAGCACCUGAGCCAACCCAAGAUCCAUAUGAGGGCACUGGACAAAUACCUGAACACAGCCAAGAUCCAUCCGAAGGCCCCGAACAAGCAACUGAGCCUACCCAAGAUCCAUAUGAAGGCACUGGACAAAUACCUGAUCACGGCCAAGAUCCAUCUGAAGGCACUGGACAAGCAACUGAGCCUACCCAAGAUCCAUAUGAGGGCACUGGACAAAUACCUGAUUACAGCCAAGAUCCAUCCGAAGGCACCGAACAGAGCAACUGA
Molecule: messenger RNA, 774 nt
Organism: Cooperia oncophora
Lineage: Eukaryota; Metazoa; Nematoda; Chromadorea; Rhabditida; Trichostrongylidae
Source: the annotation of a GenBank genome assembly